Messenger RNA from Rhinopithecus roxellana (golden snub-nosed monkey), 7440 nucleotides. It is a transcript of the gene IGF1, whose product is annotated as insulin like growth factor 1. Gene Ontology annotation, cellular component: extracellular region. The transcript has 5 exons. Bases 265 to 744 code for a protein of 159 amino acids. The record is from RefSeq and is a predicted model, not a curated record. Gene Ontology annotation, molecular function: hormone activity; growth factor activity. NCBI's taxonomy places the organism in Eukaryota, Metazoa, Chordata, Mammalia, Primates, Cercopithecidae.
GAAGGCAAAUGUUCCCCCAGCUGUUUCCUGUCUACAGUGUCUGUGUUUUGUAGAUAAAUGUGAGGAUUUUCUCUAAAUCCCUCUUCUGUUUGCUAAAUCUCACUGUCACUGCUAAAUUCAGAGCACAUAGAGCCUGCGCAAUGGAAUAAAGUCCUCAAAAUUGAAAUGUGACAUUGCUCUCAACAUCUCCCAUCUCUCUGGAUUUCUUUUUGCUUCAUUAUUCCUGCUAACCAAUUCAUUUUCAGACUUUGUACUUCAGAAGCAAUGGGAAAAAUCAGCAGUCUUCCAACCCAAUUAUUUAAGUGCUGCUUUUGUGAUUUCUUGAAGGUGAAGAUGCACACCAUGUCCUCCUCGCAUCUCUUCUACCUGGCACUGUGCCUGCUCACCUUCACCAGCUCCGCCACGGCUGGACCGGAGACGCUCUGCGGGGCUGAGCUGGUGGAUGCUCUUCAGUUCGUGUGUGGAGACAGGGGCUUUUAUUUCAACAAGCCCACAGGGUAUGGCUCCAGCAGUCGGAGGGCGCCUCAGACAGGCAUCGUGGAUGAGUGCUGCUUCCGGAGCUGUGAUCUGAGAAGGCUGGAGAUGUACUGCGCACCCCUCAAGCCUGCCAAGUCAGCCCGUUCUGUCCGUGCCCAGCGCCACACCGACAUGCCCAAGACCCAGAAGUAUCAGCCCCCAUCUACCAACAAGAACAUGAAGUCUCAGAGGAGAAGGAAAGGAAGUACAUUUGAAGAACGCAAGUAGAGGGAGUGCAGGAAACAAGAACUACAGAAUGUAGGAAGACCCUCCUGAGGAGUGAAGAGUGACAUGCCACCGCAGGAUCCUUUGCUCUGCACGAGUUACCUGUUAAACUUUGGAACACCUACCAAAAAAUAAGUUUGAUAACAUUUAAAAAGAUGGGCGUUUCCCCCAAUGAAAUACACAAGUAAACAUUCCAACAUUUUCUUUAGGAGUGAUUUGCACCUUGCAAAAAUGGUCCUGGAGUUGGUAGAUUGCUGUUGAUCCUUUAUCAAUAAUGUUCUAUAGAAAAGAAAAUAUAUAUAUAUAUAUAUACCUUAGUCCCUGCCUCUCAAGAGCCACAAAUGCAUGGGUGUUGUAUAGAUCCAGUUGCACUAAAUUCCUCUCUGAAUCUUGGCUGCUGGAGCCAUUCAUUCAGCAACGUUGUCUAAGUGGUUUAUGAAUUGUUUCCUUAUUUGCACUUCUUUCUACACAACACGGGCUGUUUGUUUUACAGUGUCUGAUAAUCUUGUUAGUCUAUAUCCACCACCUUCCUUCAUAAUCUUUAUAUUUGCCGAAUUUGGCCUCCUCAAAAGCAGCAGCAAGUCGUCAAGAAGCACACCAAUUUCUAACCCACAAGAUUCCAUCUGUGGCAUUUGUACCAAAUAUAAGUUGGAUGCAUUUUAUUUUAGACACAAAGCUUUAUUUUUCCACAUCAUGCUUACAAAAAAGAAUAAUGCAAAUAGUUGCAACUUUGAGGCCAAUCAUUUUUAGGCAUAUAUUUUAAACAUAGAAAGUUUCUUCAACUCAAAACAGUUCCUUCAAAUGAUGAGUUAAUGUACAACCUAAUUAGUAACUUUCCUCUUUUUAUUUUUUCCAUAUAGAGCACUAUGUAAAUUUAGCAUAUCAAUUAUACAGGAUAUAUCAAACAGUAUGUAAAACUCUGUUUUUUAGUAUAAUGGUGCUAUUUUGUAGUUUGUUAUAUGAAAGAGUCUGGCCAAAACGGUAAUAGGUGAAAGCAAAACAAUAGGGGAAGCCUGGAGCCAAAGAUGACACAAGGGGAAGGGUACUGAAAAUGCCAUCCAUUUGGGAAAGAAGGCAAAGUCCCCCCAAUUAUGCCUUCCGAGAGGAACUUCAGACACAAAAGUCCACUGAUGCAAAUUGGACUGGUAAGUCCAGAGAGGAAACUGUGGAAUGGAAAAAGCAGAAGGCUAGGAAUUUUAGCAGUCCUGGUUUCUUUUUCUCACUGAAGAAACAAACAUCUGCCAGCUGUGUCAUGGACUCACCACUGUGUGACCUUGGGCAAGUCACUUCACCUCUCUGUGCCUCAGUUUCCUCAUCUGCAAAAUGGGGGCAAUAUGUCAUCUACCUACCUCAAAGGGGUGGUAUAAGGUUUAAAAAGAUAAAGAUUCAGAUUUUUUUUACCCUGGGUUGCUGUAAGGGUGCAACAUCAGGGCGCUUGAGUUGCUGAGAUGCAAGGAAUUCUAUAAAUAACCCAUUUAUAACAUAGCUAGAGAUUGGUGAAUUGAAUGCUCCUGACAUCUCAGUUCUUGUCAGUGAAACUAUCCAAAUAACUGGCCAACUAACUAGUUGUUAAAAGCUAACAGCUCAAUCUCUUUUAAAACACUUUUCAAAAUAUGUGAGAAGCAUGUGAUUUUCAAUUUGAUUUUGAAUUCUGCAUUUCAUUUUAUGAAUACAAAGAUAAGUGAAAAGAGAGAAAGGAAAAGAAAAAAGGAGAAAAACAAAGAGAUUUCUACCAGUGAAAGGGGAGUUAAUUACUCUAUUUGUUAGUACUCACUGACUCUUCUAUGCAGUUACUAUAUAUCUAGUAAAACUUUGUUUAAUACUAUAAAUAAUAUUCUAUUCAUUUUGAAAAACAUAAUACUUCCUUCUUUUCUACGCAAUAUAAGGAAAGUGACCCCAAAUUUGAAAUAUUAAAAUAAUAUCUAAUAAAAAGUCACAAAGUUAUCUUCUUUAACAAACUUUACUCUUAUUCUUAGCUGUAUAUACAUUUUUUAAAAAUUGUGUUAAAACUUGCUUGACUAGAGUUGCCAAUUGAAAGGCAAAAACUUCCAUCAAAACAAGAAAUUUCCCAUGCCUGCUUAGAAGGGUAGCCCCUAGCUCUCUGUGAAUGUGUUUUAUCCAUUCAACUGAAAACUGGUAUCAAGAAAGUCCACUGGUUAGUGUAUUAGUCCAUCACAGCCUAGAAAAUGAUCCCCAUCUGUAGAUCAAGAUUUUCUCAUUAGAACAAUGAAUUAUCCAACAUUCAGAUCUUUUUAUUCACCUUAGGACUUUUUGGUUAAAAGUAUCCAGACUUGAUUAUUUCAUGCAAAUUGUAUAUUUUACAUUCUUGGAAAGUCUAUAUGAAAAACAAAAAGAACAUCUUCAGUUUUUCUCCCACUGGGUCACCUCAAGGAUCAGAGGCCAGGAAAAAAAAAAAAGACUCCCUGGAUUUCUGAAUAUAUGCAAAAAGAAGGUCCCAUUUAGUGGAGCCAGCAUUCCUGUUCAGUCAACAAGUAUUUUAACUCUCAGUCCAACAUUAUUUGAAUUGAGUACCUCAAGCAUGCUUAGCAAUAUUCCAAUCACUAUGGACAGAUGUAAAAGAAACUAUACAUCAUUUUUCCCCUCUGCCUGUUUUCCAGACAUACAGGUUCUGUGGAAUAAGAUACUGGACUCCUCUUCCCAAGAUGGCACUUCUUUUUAUUUCUUGUCCCCAGUGUGUACCUUUUAAAAUUAUUCCCUCUCAAAAAAACUUUAUAGGCAGACUUCUGCAGACUUACGUGUUUUCUGUCAUAGUUAGAUGUGAUAAUUCUGAGACUGUCUAUGACUUAUUUCCUUCACUUAAUUCUAUCCACAGUCAAAAAUCCCCCAAGGAGAAAAGCUGAAAGAUGCAUUGCCAUAUUAUCUUUCUUAACUUUUUCCAACACAUAAUCCUCUCCAACUGGAUCAUACAUAAAUUGAAAAUAACUCAUUAUACCAACUCACUAUUUUAUUUUUUAAUGAAUUAACACUAGAAGACAAAUUGAUGCAAACCCUGGAAGUCAGUCGAUUACUAUAUACUCCAGCAGAAUGACUCGGAUUUCAUAGAAAGGAGCAAACAAAAUAUCACAACCCAAAAUUUUACAAGCUUUGCUUCAGAAUUAGAUUGCUUUAUAAUUCUUGAAUGAGGCAAUUUCAAGAUAUUUGUAAAGGAAUGGUAAACAUUGGUAGGAAUGAGCUUUCAACUCAUAGGCUUAUUUCCAAUUUAAUUGACCAUACUCGAUACUUAGGUCAAAUUUCUGUUCUCUCUUCCCCAAACAGUAUCAAAGUAUUAUUUGAACUUUUUAAGAUGAGGUGGUUCCCCUGAAAAGUUAAUGCAGCGCUCCAUCAGAAUCCACUCUUCUAGGGAUAUGAAAAUCUCUCAACACCCACUCUACAUACACAGACACAGACACAGACACAGACACACACACACACAUUCACCCUUAGGAUCCAAUGGGAUACUGAAAAGAAAUCACUUCCUUGAAAAUUUUACUAAAGAACAAACAAACAAAAGCCUGUCUUCCCUUGAGAAUCCUUCCUCCCCUUGGAACAUCAAUCUUUGUGUAGAUGAAACCAUCUCAUGCUCUAUGGCUCCAGGGUUUCUGUUACUAUUUUAUGCACUUGGGAGAAGGCUUAGAAUAAAAGAUGUAGCACAUUUUGCUUUCCCAUUUAUUGUUUGGCCAGCUAUGCCAAUGUGGUGCUAUUGUUUCUUUAAGAAAGUACUUGACUAAAAAAAAAAAAAGAAAAAAAGAAAAAAAAGAAAGCAUAGACAUAUUUUUUUAAAGUAUAAAAACAACAAUUCUAUAGAUAGAUUGCUUAAUAAAAUAGCAUUAGGUCUAUCUAGCCACCACCACCUUUCAACUUUUUAUCACUCACAAGUAGUGUACUGUUCACCAAAUUGUGAAUUUGGGGGUGCAGGGGCAGGAGAUGGAAAUUUUUUAAAGUUAGAAGGCUCCAUUGUUUUGUUGGCUCUCAAACUUAGCAAAAUUAGCAAUAUAUUAUCCAAUCUUCUGAACUUGAUCAAGAGCAUGGAGAAUAAACGUGGGAAAAAAGAUCUUACAGCCAAAUAGAAGAAUUUAAAAGAUAAGUAAGUUCCUUAUCGAUUUUUGUGCUCUCUGCUCUAAAAUAGAUAUUCAGCAAGUGGAGAAAAUAAGAACAAAAAGAAAAAAUACAUAGAUUUACCUGCAAAAAAAUAGCUUCUGCCAAAUCCCCCUUGGGUAUUUUUUGGCAUUUACUGGUUUAUAGAAGAUAUUCUCCCUUCACCCAGACAUCUCAAAGAGCAGUAGCUCUCAUGAAAAGCAGUCACUGAUCUCAUUUGGGAAAUGUUGGAAAGUAUUUCCUUAUGAGAUGGGGGUUAUCUACUGAUAAAGAAAGAAUUUUUGAGAAAUCGUUGAAAGAGAUGGCUAACAAUCUGUGAAGAUUUUGUUUCUUGUUUUUACUUUGUUUUUGUUUUUGUUUUUUUUUUUUACUUUAUACAGUCUUUAUGAAUUUCUUAAUGUUCAAAAUGACUUGGUUCUUUUCUUCUUUUUUUUAUAUUGGAAUGAGGAAUAAUAAGUUAAACCCACAUAGACUCUUUAAAACUAUAGGCUAGAUAGAAAUGUAUGUUUGACUUGUUGAAGCUGUAAUCAGACUAUUUAAAAUGUUUUGCUAUUUUUAAUCUUAAAAGAUUGUGCUAAUUUAUUAGAGCAGAACCUGUUUGACUCUCCUCAUAAGAAAGAAUCUUUCCAUUCAGAUCACACGGGCUUUCCACCAAUAUUUUCAAAAGAUAAAUCUGAUUUAUGCAAUGGCAUCAUUUAUUUUAAAAUAGAAUUGUGAAACUUUAUGCCCCUCCCUUGCAAAGAUCAUAAAGUCCAGAUCUGGUGGGGGGCAGCAACAAAAGGAAAAUGUUGUUGAUUCUUGGUUUUGGAUUUUGUUUUGUUUCCAAUGCUAGUGUUUAAUCCUGUAGUACAUAUUUGCUUAUUGCUAUUUUAAUAUUUUAUAAGACCUUCCUGUUAGGUAUUAGAAAGUGAUACAUAGAUAUCUUUUUUUGUGUAAUUUCUAUUUAAAAAAGAAAGAAGACUGUCAGAAGCUUUAAGUGCAUAUGGUACAGGAUAAAGAUAUCAAUUUAAAUAAUCAAUUCCUAUCUGGAACAAUGCUUUGGUUUUUUAAAGAAACCUCUCACAGAUAAGACAGAGGCCCAGAGAAUUUUUGAAGCUGUCUUUAUUCUGCCCCCAUCCCAACCCAGUCAUUAUUUUAGUAUCUUGCUCAGAAUUUUAUAGAGGGCUGACCAAGCUGAAACUCUAGAAUUAAAGGAACCUCAUUGAAAACAUAUAUUUCACGUGUUCCCUCUUUUUUUUUUUUUUUUUUUUUGAGAUGGAGUCUCACACUGUCCCCCAGGCUGGAGUGCGGUGGCAUGAUCUCGGCUCACUGCAACCUCUGUCUCCUGAGUUCAAGCGAUUCUCCUGCUUCAGCCUCUCGAGUAGCUGGGAUUACAGGCACCCACCACCAUGCCCAGCUAAUUUUUUGUAUUUUUAGUAGAGACGGGGUUUCACCAUUUUGGCCAGGUUGGUCCCGAACUCCUGACCUUGUGAUUUGCCUGCCUCAGCCUCCCAAAGUGCUGGGAUUACAGGCGUGAGCCACCACACCCUGCCCAUGUGUUCCCUCUUAACGUAUAAUUACAUUGAUUGUAAACAUGGUCCUUCUCUCCUCAUUCUUCAACUAUCUUUGAUAGGGGUCUUUCAAGGGGAAAAAUAUCCAAGCUUUUUUAAAAUUUAAAAAAAAAAGAGAGGACACAAAACCAAAUGUUACUGCCCAACUGAAAUAUGAGUUAAGAUGGAGAUAGAGUUUCUCCUGAGAAACUCUGAGUUGAAUUACCUGAGCUGAAUUACCUGUCACUUUCAGAAACAUGACCUUCCACAAUCCUUAGAAUCUGCCCUUUUUUUUUUUAUAUAUUACUGAGGCCUAAAAGUAAACAUUACUCAUUUUAUUUUGCCCAAAAUGCACUGAUGUAAAGUAGGAAAAAUAAAAACAGAGCUCUAAAAUCCCUUUCAAGCCACCCAUUGACCCCACUCACCAACUCAUAGCAAAGUCACUUCUGUUAAUCCCUUAAUCUGAUUUUGUUUGGAUAUUUAUCUUGUACCCGCUGCUAAACACACCACAGGAGGGACUCUGAAACCUCAAGCUGUCUACUUACAUCUUUUAUCUGUGUCUGUGUAUCAUGAAAAUGUCUCUUCAAAAUAUCAAAACCUUUCAAAUAUCAUGCAGCUUAUAUUCAGUUUACCUAAAGGGCCCAAAUACCAUGUCAGAUCUCUUUUUGGUAAAAGAGUUAAUGAACUAUGAGAAUUGGGAUUACAUCAUGUAUUUUGCCUCAUGUAUUUUUAUCACACUUAUAGGCCAAGUGUGAUAAAUAAACUUACAGACACUGAAUUAAUUUCCCCUGCUAUUUUGAAACCAGAAAAUAAUGACUGGCCAUUCAUUACAUCUGUCUUAGUUGAAAAGCAUAUUUUUUAUUAAAUUAAUUCUGAUUGUAUUUGAAAUUAUUACUCAAUUCACUUAUGGCAGAGGAAUAUCAAUCCUAAUGACUUCUAAAAAUGUAACUAAUUGAAUCAUUAUCUUACAUUUACUGUUUAAUAAGCAUAUUUUGAAAAUGUAUGGCUAGAGUGUCAUAAUAAAAUGGUAUAUCUUUCUUUAGUAAUUACAUUAAAAUUAGUCAUGUUUGAUUAA